Xenopus tropicalis (tropical clawed frog) is the source of this 3928-nucleotide messenger RNA. RefSeq lists its product as uncharacterized. The coding region runs from base 589 to 3150 and encodes 853 amino acids. The transcript has 2 exons. The record is from RefSeq and is a predicted model, not a curated record. NCBI's taxonomy places the organism in Eukaryota, Metazoa, Chordata, Amphibia, Anura, Pipidae. Gene Ontology annotation, molecular function: sulfotransferase activity.
UCCGGCUGGGAGUGUGUGUGCAGCAUAGAGGAUGAGCGGUCAGCCAUGGGAAGCAGGUGAGUGUGGCUCUACCAGGCACAUUGUAGGCGGGGCUUGCGUGCAAAGGGCGGAGCCUCCUGUAGGGCAGCGCUGAACCCACAGAUGCCUCCUUGCGAUUUAAAGUUCCUGCUUCUGUUGGGAGAACUGGCCUGUCUGCAACAGGCGGGAAGGCAGGGACGGACUGUGGAUGGUGGGAGCCGAUGUAAAACUCUCUCAUUGCCCAGCUGGGAAUAGGAGAAAGCCUCUCAGACAUUUUGAACCCGGAGAAAGGGCAGCGGAGGAUGUUCUCUCUUGUGACCCUUACCUGGCAGUUUGGAGCUGACAGUCUGUUGGGAUAUCAGUUCUCUGCGAAGCUGCUUCUUGCCUGGAGGUGGGAGAGUAGGAGGCGCUGAGAUCUACCCGUAGAAUUUGGUCGAUUCCAUCGCACCCGAUAAACCCUGCUUCUAAUUCUGCCCCAGUCAGUUUCUCCGCAGCGGCUGUUUCUUGCGGCGGCUCCAUGCACGAUUUUGGCUGAAAUCAUGUCUGCUGGUCUGGGACUGGCGAUCCGCGAUGGCCCGGUGCUGGCCCGGUACUAUCCUGUUCUCUUCUAAGGCUCCGCGGAAACUUGUGUUCCUUUUCACCCUGUCCCUUUCUGUCACUUACCUGUUCUACAGCCUGCUCAACUGCUACAGCUCCUUACAGUUCCCGCUGCAGGACGCCAGCGACUUCUUGCAGGCAGAACCUGGAAUCAGCCCUACGGGCACCAUACGGUCCGCCUCCCUGAAGCCCGACACCUUUAGCCGCCCGGUCCCUUCUCUCCCUGCAGCCAGGGACCCCCACCCAGCCAGGGACCCCCACCCAGCCAGGGACACCCACCCAGCCCCUGCCAGGGCAGCAGAAGGGAAGGGUAUUACCGGCAGCACUGCUCCCCAGAGCAACCAAACCGGCACAAAUCGCAGCAGCAAGCAGCGCUCCCCUGAGCAGCCGGGGAUUAGCGUCAGUAGCGCUGAUCAGAACCAGAGAACGUUUUUAGAAAGUGAUCAGAAAAUCAGCACCGUCCUCAGGACUUCCAGAAAUGUGAAGUCUUCUCACGUAUUAUCCCUUCCUACACAAACAGAGAGAGACAACCCAAGCGCCUCUUCAUUGCAAUUUGCCCCAGGUUUCCAGAGUGGCAACUCCAACAUCCAGCCAACUUCAGGAUUUCCCUCGUCCCCGAAUCUGGAGGCUGGCCAUUCCGAUUCCGAUUCCGUUCCGCACACCUCGUUAGAGAAAUUCAGCUUCUCCGAGAGGAGCCCCAUUCACCCUGUAGCAGAGAAAUCCAGCACCCUGGACAGCGACCCCAUUCAUUCUACAGGGAAAUUCAGCACCUUGGACAGCGACCCCAUUGCUUCAGCUGGAGGGGGAGUCGUGGGCUCAGCGGAUCGGGGAGCUUCGGGCAGGGCGACCCCCAACACUUCGGACAGUGUCAGCGAUCAGCAGAAAAGCAGCAGGAUCCCCUCUCACUCAGCAGCGCAGGAUUUAGAGAUACACAAAGUACAAACGGCAAAGGGAAUUCCUGGAGAUAACGUAGCGCUAACAGCCGGUUUUUCUGCCAUACACGCCUCGGUAAGAAAGGCUAGCAUCUCCGGCUCCACUGAGCAGAAAAGUAGCAUUUUGAGUGGAGUCCUUAUUCCCCAAAACAUUUCAGGCAGUGUCCCUUUCUACUCCACUGGAACAGAAACAACCUUAGGAAGCAACCAUACCAUUCCUACUGCUCAAACAUCCGACACAUGGGAUAGAACUACAAACUCAACCAGCUACGAUUCCCCUGCACAAUCCAGCGCUUUCCCUGCUGAUAAUCAGUUAGACAGUUCCAAUGUUCUGAGAUCAGAAAGUGCAAAUAGUAGAAGCCACUUUCCUCAGUUGUUUGAUACAAAAUCAGAAGGCCCAAAAAGGACUUCUGAAACCAGCACUUCUCCAGUCUUAUUGGGUUCAAGCAUCCCAGAAAGCCCUUCUGGGUCCAAUUUAUUUCCAAAAGGGUUUGGCAAGUCAGAAAGUGAAUCAUUGCCCAUAACAGAGACACUAUAUGCUGCAGACUACAAUCAGAAGGACACCACUAAAUCUACCACUUGGGAAACAACGUCCAGUUCAGAAGAGACUUUAGGAUCUCCUGAUCUUGAGGGGGAUGAGGCAUACAAGUCUAUGCGAGGUCUUUCCUACUGGGACAGAACCCCAUUGGCAGUUACAGAAAUGAUCCCCGAAUCUCACACUGGGGCUUUGGAGAAGGAAACUCAGGAAUCCAGCACAGCAGAGGAGGAGCUCAACCGCAGAUUCCCUGUCAAUAGCACCCCUGAGUAUGGGGAGAAGAAAUUGCCCCAAGCAAUCAUUAUAGGGGUGAAAAAAGGGGGCACCAGGGCUUUACUUGAAGCUCUCCGAGCUCACCCAGACGUCAGGGCAGUUGGUGUCGAGCCCCAUUUCUUUGAUAGGAACUAUGAGAAAGGAUUGGAGUGGUAUCGAGAUUUGAUGCCAAGGACAAUAGAUGGACAAAUAACAAUGGAGAAAACUCCAAGCUAUUUUGUUACUAAUGAGGCACCACAGCGCAUCCACUCCAUGGCCAAAGACACCAAACUGAUCGUGGUGGUAAGGAAUCCGGUUACACGUGCCAUAUCCGAUUACACACAAACGCUGUCUAAGAAACCCGAAAUUCCAACCUUUGAGGUCCUUGCCUUCAAAAACAGGACCUUGGGACUGAUUGAUGCUUCUUGGAGUGCACUGAGGAUUGGAAUCUAUGCCCUACAUCUGGAAAGCUGGAUGCAGUAUUUCCCUCUUUCCCAAAUUCUGUUUGUAAGUGGAGAACGUCUCAUCACCAACCCAGCCGAGGAGCUGGCCAAAGUGCAAGACUUCUUGGGGCUAAGACGAAUUAUAACAGAAAAACAUUUCUAUUUCAAUAAAACAAAAGGCUUCCCCUGUCUGAAGAAACCUGAGGAUACUGGUGCUCCCAGGUGCUUGGGGAAGUCCAAGGGUCGAACUCAUCCUAAAAUUGACCCUGACGUCAUUCAACGCCUAAGGAAAUUUUACAAACCUUUCAAUUCUAUGUUUUACCAAAUGACAGGGGAAGAUUUUCAGUGGGAGAAAGAGGAGCUGGAAAGCUAGACCAAUGGAUAAAAAGACUUGUUUAUGGACACUGUAUCACUAAUGUACAGAAAAUUCUUGCCAACAAAUUAUAUAUAUAUAAAAAUUGCUUAAAAAAAAAGAAAAAAAUCUAGUUUCUAUAAAGUUAACACUGUUAUUGGGUUAUCUUAAGGGAUAAUUUCACCAGUCACUUGUGUAAUUAGUGCAAAAGGGUUUUUAAUGGAAAGCACAAAGUAUUAAACCCAUAUAAAAUAAAGAUAUGGCUGGAGAAGAGGCUCUUACACCGCAGUACAUGGUCAUAGAAAACCAUAGAACACACUACAAGACAUUUUUUUUUUCCUUUUUCUUUCCUUUUUUUUUUACAUAAUAAACACACAGAGCACUAAUUGGUUAUAUUUUUAUAUUCUUGUAGCUCCAUUGUCACUUUUCAUUAGAGAGUACAAUAUAUAUUUAGAGGAUAAAAUAAUAGGUCAGUGAAAAGGUUAGCCACCUAUUUAUAUAUAUGUAAUGCCGGAAGGUUUAUUUUGAUUUAGAAAAGGAUUGUAUAAGAAAAUAAUUUCGCUGCGGACACAUCCGUGUAUGAUUUAUUGUUAUAAUCCAGAGUUUCUAUUUAAGUCACUUUUCAGGUUCCACCAAGAGUGGAAUAUAUGAAUGUUUCUAAGGAAAUAAUCUCAAAAGCUCAACUUGUAAAAGGGGAAUUACCAUUGGUUUGUUUACAGGACCAAUAACACAAAAAAAUGAAAAAGUCCCAAAUGCAUUUACACAUAAUGCCAAUGAAAUAACUAAAAUGGGGCAUCAU